Molecule: messenger RNA, 765 nt
Organism: Oppiella nova
Lineage: Eukaryota; Metazoa; Arthropoda; Arachnida; Sarcoptiformes; Oppiidae
Source: the annotation of a GenBank genome assembly
GCAAAUCGUUUGAAUGACUUGAUUAAAGGAGCCAAGAAUGUAUCAGCUUGUUUUUGCACUUAUUGUCCCUCUAAUGAAAGGGGACUCUCUAUAGGAGUGGCACUCAUCAGGAACAUUUUCAAAGAAUAUAAUGUACGAGAGCUACAAAACGCCGAAAAUUUUGCCGACUUUUUACGAAAGAAAUGGAAUUUUGGAAUUUGUGACAAUAAUAUACUUAUUCUUAUCAUUGCUUCUGACAAUCAGAUAGCUCAUUCCGAAGGCACGACUACAACCAAAUAUUCGGCGGCUCUUGAAGAAGACAAUGUCCUCGAAGAAGAAGCGCCCGAAGAAGAAGUUGAAGAGUCUUCACAUACGGGUCUAAUUGUGGGACUAAUUAUCGGACUUCUGGUAUUCAUUGGUUUCAUAGUUUUCCUAUUGUUUUAUCUUCGGAGGAGAUUCAGUGAAGACGGAACCAAAUUUCAAUUCAAAGGAAUGCUGAGUAGAGGCUAUUGGCUCGACAAAAACGAGAGGUUCAGACCCGUGAGUGUGAAUCCACUGAAUACAGGCGCUGGUGGUGUGUACGAGCCGUGUAGUAUUGAAGAGCCCAAUCACGGGCACAAUGAUGUGGACAAAAGAUUACGAGAGAAGUUGAGCCAAAUUAGCGACGGAUCGGGCGAUGAAGAAGAGAUGCAAGUGAUUCAACACAUCCCUCAUUCAGAUCCAGUCAAUAGCGCGAACUCUGUCUCUCAUCCAACAGCACAUGUGAGCGCACCGUCCGUUCCCACA